CAUUAGUCACGAAGCAGAAACUUUAUUUUGUUCUAUUUUCAUGUUGAAAUUGCAAGAAAACGUUGGCAGUUUAACGACCCGGCGACACGAUGUCAAUGCUAAUUCGCACAUUUCAAUCAAAUGUUUCUUUAAAUGGAUCGACUGUUAACAACACAACGGAACAAGAUAAAAUAUACAAUAGGAUAACACUCGUCCCGUUAUUCAUGACGCUUUAUGGGAUUAUUUUCUUGGUGGCUUUUGGUGGCAAUUUAUUAGUUAUUUACGUUGUUUCGACCAAUCGCAAAAUGCAUGAAGUAACAAUUAAUUAUUUGUUAGUGAAUUUGGCCAUCGCUGACCUUAUUCAAACUUUAUCGAGUAUUUUUCACGUCGCUGAUUUCCUCGUCAAAGAUCUUAAUAUUGGUGAAGUUGGUUGCAAGUUUCAGAUUAAUAUGAACAACAUUCCUUAUGGGGCCUCUGUCCUUACUCUUGGUGUAAUAGCUUAUGAUAGAUACUGCGCUGUUUGCAAAUCUGUUUCAUUUGGUGACGGAAGACUUUACCUACUCGUAAUUCGCAAGCUUAGGCAACCCAUACCUGGAGAGGACGCUGGGACCACCAUAACUUACCAAUCACGGCAAGGCGUCGUUAAAAUGCUUUUGGUCACCAUUGCUUUGUUUUUUGUGUCGUGGACGCCGUACAACAUCUUGUAUUUUUUGAAGCGCAUCAAGUAUGAUUUUCGAAGCGUUUAUUCUGGGCAGAUACUAUGAAGAAACGAUCACUCCCAAAGAUUAAACAUAAUGUAGAGCAGAGUUUGUUCUGAUCAAUUUGCUGUUAACAUAAAGAGAUGAUCGGAUAGCAAAAUGUUUCUGGAAUAUGCUGCAGUACCAGUAUCAACACUAUUUUAUAGAGCACUAUGAAGACAAUUGGAAGAUGCUUUUGGAGGACACUAUUGAGUCUAACUGCAAAAUGCUAAGGCUGAAUACAAACAAAGGUAAAUAAUUUACAGACUUCCCUGUCCAACAGUUACUUCAACUUGGACUAAAUCUAUGGAUGGAGAUAAUGGCUUUCGUAAAGAUGUCUUGAAUGCUUUGAAAGGUCAAGAACCAAAGAAUAAUGACAAGGUUUUGUCAAGGUUUUGACAAUGUGUCAAGAUUUUGUCUUGAUGCUUGAUGAAAUGUCAUGUAAAAGCAGGGGGCGGAUCUAGGGUAUGUCAAAUCGGUCACGCAACUGAUGUUUAUAGUUCAAAAGUUAUUUAUCAAAUUUAAUGAUUACAUUUUUUGUAUUCAUUUUGUCGAUUUUUCGUUAAUUCCCAUGACAUUGAUAGCACAAAAGUAGCAAUCGGUUGCAUGAUUUGAAGGCUCUCGCCAAAUCAUGGGGAUGCCAAAGUUCAUGGACUUUCGCGUGCCCUUGCUCCAUUGACGGAGAUAUGCUCAGUGCAUGUUUUGUAAACCAUGUGAGGUGUCCAACUUUCGUCUUGAUCGCCGAGCUUCAUGCCAAAAUAUGCAUUGUAAACGCGCUUCGUAAAGGUGGUGACAGUAUUGCGAUUUGGUGCAAGUGUGUAUUCACCACCAACAUAGCAAAAAACAUUUGGCUUAUUUACACAUAUUCUUCGCGUCGCCAAUGUAUACCUGAAAAAAUAAAAAUUAAAUUUGUGUA
Messenger RNA from Xenia sp. Carnegie-2017, 1632 nucleotides. RefSeq names its product trissin receptor-like. The coding region runs from base 90 to 743 and encodes 217 amino acids. Gene Ontology annotation, molecular function: G protein-coupled receptor activity. Gene Ontology annotation, biological process: G protein-coupled receptor signaling pathway. NCBI's taxonomy places the organism in Eukaryota, Metazoa, Cnidaria, Anthozoa, Malacalcyonacea, Xeniidae. The transcript is spliced from 4 exons. The record is from RefSeq and is a predicted model, not a curated record. Gene Ontology annotation, cellular component: membrane.